This is a messenger RNA of Paramecium octaurelia, 161 nucleotides long. The record is from the annotation of a GenBank genome assembly. Lineage: Eukaryota; Ciliophora; Oligohymenophorea; Peniculida; Parameciidae.
UCAUGUAAAAUGAAGAUGGCGAAACUUGCAGCUGCUUUCAACCUUAACAAAAGAAAAUUUAUCCAAUUUAAGCUAGAAACGGAGAGAAGCGAUGGGAAUGCCUAAAGAAAGCAUCUGAAGAAGCCCUAAAUGGGGUCACUUAAUAGGAAACUAAUUUGUGA